UCAUUUGUGUGUGACCAUGGACGGUAAAGAAUCAUCAUUUCGCAACUGGUCGCACAACUUAGUUUUCAAGUGGACUGCAGAAUUGUACAUUUAGAACAGUUACAAGAAAAUCGCAUGAAUUAAGAAGAUUAACCACCUUGAUAAUCUUUUCUCGAAUGAAGAACUUUUUUAAGAACAAAUGAAGACGGAAAGUGUGAUAUCAUGGCUUGCAUGUUUUUCUCUCGUUGCUAUACUGCACAUGAUCGGAGGUUAGCUAGCUUUUUUGGACGUUAUGGGCGAUUAAUAGCAAAGUAUCCAUGGCAUAUCGUUAUCUUAUCAAUCUUAAUUAACUUUCUUUGUGGUGUAGGCAUAAUAAACUUCGAAUUAGAAACAAAUAUAGAAAAACAGUACUUUCUGGAAAAUAGUCAAGCCUUCAAAGACAGAGAAUUUUUAAGAACACAGUUUCCUUCUUCAGAAAACAAUUUUCACGCAUAUUCACUGCCAGACUAUGGAUGCUUUGUUGAAGUCAUCAUUAAAUCAAAAAAAGGAAGAAACAUUUUCGAGAAGCCGGUACUAGCUGAAAUGAUUAACAUUGACAAUCUUAUCAGAAAUGAUAUUGUAGUGAAAGAUGGCAACAUUUCCACCUUUACAUUGGGAGAUGGCAACAUUUCCACCUAUACAUUGGAAGAUCUCUGCGCUAAGAAUAACAAAAGAUGUGUUGUAUUCGGGGAAGAGGUUCUACGUCCUAGUUUUGUCUCAGGCAUGGCAUCACAAAACGUCACGUAUCCACUUUAUAAUAAUAUCUUACUUUCAUCUAUACUUGCACAGACUUCAUUGAAAAAUGGCCACGUGAUUUCGGCAAAUAUGGUGAGACUAAGAUACUUUUUGUCGCAGAAUCCAAAUAGCACUGACAGGUUAUCGAAAUUAUGGGUGAAAGAAUUUAUCAAUCAUAUGGAAAAUUUUAAAACGAACGAGACGUCUGUUGUAUUUACGUAUUAUAAUGCUAUGGAGGACGAGAUAAGAAAGAGUGCGAUGGCGGAAGCACAUUUGUUUCCAUUAACAUUGCUAUUGAUGAUCGUCUAUGCUUCUAUAGCUACUGCUGGGAAAAGAAUUGACUGUAUCUAUGAUUUACAGAAUUUAGGACGGAUUGGUGUAUUUUGUGCUCUCAUUUCUAUGAUACCAGCAGUUGGAAUCGCCAGUGCUUGUGGGGUUAAAUUUAUGAAUUCUGCUGCAACCAUGCCGUUUCUUAUCAUUGGAAUUGGAAUAAAUGAUAUGUUUAUCAUUAUGUCUGGGUAUGCUGAGACAAUGGAUAAAGAAAAAAUGACCAUAGAAGAAAGAAUGAAGCGUACAUUGAUGACAAGUGGACUUGCCAUUACAGUUACGUCCCUUACUGAUGUCCUGACAUUUUUCAUUGGUUACACAUCUGCAUUCAACACAAUAAAGAACUUCUGUGUAUAUGCAGGAAUUGCAGUCUUCUUUUGUUAUCUAAACCAACUUACUAUUCUUGCACCUUGUCUGGUUAUACAUCAACGCCGGAUAGACAGAAUGAAACAUUCUUAUACAUGCCACGUGACAAAACCUAGAGAACAGCUUCUAAAAGAAGGAAGAUCAUCGUGUUAUGUUACAUGCUGUUCAGGCAAAAAACCAGUCAGCCGCUCAGAGACGGAGAGUAUUCUUGAAACUUACCCUAAACGUGUUGUUCAAUUUUUAGUCCAUAAUAAGCUUUCAAGAUUAGUUAUACUAGCUGUGUAUGCAUCAUAUCUCACUCUUUCAAUUCUAGGAGUGCAAUCUAUCAAGCAAUCAACAAAAUAUUCCGAUUUAGCCAUGGAAGGUUCUAAUUAUUACACAGCAAAUGUUUGGGACUAUGAUCAUUAUCCUCUAGAGUUACCUUUCCAAAUUGUGUUCACUGCACCUGUUCAUUAUGAAAAGAAAGAAAUACGAAAGUCCAUUGAUGAGUUAAUUCAGACGUUGAAAAAUAAUUCUUUAGUUCGAAAUGAUUUAGAAGUAAACUGGUUGUCAUCAUUCAUUCAAUAUGAUGGAGAUAAUAUUCAUGGAAAUAAUUUCUAUACAAGAUUAAAACAGUUUGUAAAUAUGACAAAAGUAUUCAAGAAUGAUGUAGUUUAUUCUGACGAUGAGGAAUCAGUUCUAUCAUCGAGAAUAUAUUUAUUUAGUAGAAAUGUUAGAACAACUGAGCUGCAAGCAGAAUUUCUUUUAUAUGUGAGAGCAAUUGCAGAGUCAUCAGGUUUACCAUGUACCAUAUACACACCUAUAUUUGUUUUCUGCGAACAAUACAUCACCUUGAUUAGCAGUACACUACAAACUGUAGGAAUUGCUGUAACAGCAAUGUUUAUUGUCACGUGCAUAUUUAUGCCUCAUCCUUCUAUUGUCUUGAUCGUCACAACUUCAAUGUUUUCUAUUCUACUUGGCGUUUUCGGAUUUUUAAAAAUCUGGGGGCUUGAUAUCAGUGUUGUAACCAUGAUAGAAUUAAUCAUUUCUGUUGGUUUUUCUGUUGACUUUAGUGCGCAUAUAUGUCACGCAUAUUUGUCAUCACCGUCACGUGAUAAACAAAGCAGAGUUAGAGAAGCCAUUGAACUUGCUGGUGGACCAAUUAUCAAUGGUGGAUUAUCAACAAUUGUUGGACUUUCUAUGUUACUUUUAUCUAAAAGUUUUAUAUUUAAAUCUUUCUUUAAAGUUUUAUUUUUGGUCGUUGCUUUUGGACUUCUUCAUGGGGUGAUUAUCUUGCCUAUAAUUCUUUCAUUUAUUGGACCAAAAGUUCGUAUAUUGUCAGAAGGGAAAGCCAAUGUCACCAUUCAGUCAUUAACUCACAAUAAAACAUCGGAGUCUGCAUUAAGACCAUUAGUUUUAAGUACAAAUGACAACUGUGAAGAUUCGGAAGAAACAAGGAAACACGUCAAACGUAUACAAAAUGGUUUAGAUAGGAUUUGAUUUGCAUCGAUACAAAUUAUUAAAUUUUGCUACAUUGUA
Molecule: messenger RNA, 2964 nt
Organism: Mytilus californianus (California mussel)
Lineage: Eukaryota; Metazoa; Mollusca; Bivalvia; Mytilida; Mytilidae
Product: patched domain-containing protein 3-like
Exons: 6
Coding region: 202-2925 (907 amino acids)
Biological process (GO): transmembrane transport
Cellular component (GO): membrane
Molecular function (GO): transmembrane transporter activity
Source: RefSeq, a predicted model, not a curated record